AUGAGGUUCAACAAGACUCACCCUCAGAGAAGUAGGAGUUUUGAUGCAGCCUCACUAGGUUCAACUGUCUCAAUAUUAUCAAGAAGAGAAAACGACUGCUGUGAGGAUUGCGGAAACUGUAAAUGCUGCAGCAGAAGAUGUGUCUGUAUUUCGGUCUUUGUGUUGCUGGGACUGGCAAUAAUGGCAGCUGCAGUUGCUUUAGCCAUUAUUUUUGGCAUUCCACAGAGGACACCAGUUAACCGACAUUGCACUUCAAAUAAGAUGCCAGGUUAUCUGUGUGAUGACAGAGUAACAUGCAUCCCAGCUUCCAGCGUGUGCAAUGGAAUGAGUAAUUGUGCCAACGGUGAAGAUGAAAAUUCUGAGAUCUGCACUGAUUUACCCAACAACCUGCCAGCAUACUUGAUUUUUAAAUGUGGGAACCCCCAGUUUUGGAUUUACAUAGAUGAAAAAUGCAAUGAUAUAAAUAACUGUGGAGACUGCUCUGAUGAAGUAGGGAUGUUGGCAAACUGUCCUUCCUGUGGGCCAAACUGGUGGCCUUGCACAUCUAUUUUUUAUCAGUACUGUAAAUGCAUUCCCAGAUCCUUGUGCAGAGACGGGGUACAGCACUGCACAGACUGGUUUGACGAGUAUAAAUGCACCCCGUGA
Molecule: messenger RNA, 645 nt
Organism: Polyodon spathula (Mississippi paddlefish)
Lineage: Eukaryota; Metazoa; Chordata; Actinopteri; Acipenseriformes; Polyodontidae
Product: low-density lipoprotein receptor class A domain-containing protein 1-like
Exons: 6
Coding region: 1-645 (214 amino acids)
Molecular function (GO): protein binding
Source: RefSeq, a predicted model, not a curated record